UCUGAUUCAUUAAAACCUGGAAAGACGUAAGUGGUGAGCAGGAAGUAACUUUUUGUGUCUGUUUCUUUUUAAUCCAGCAUGGAGAGAAAACUUAUAUCAUUGGUUCCAUCUGUCUCCAUAUCAGAAAAAGAACUCAAUGGCACCUUCAGCAGUAACAACAGCAACAGGAACUGCACAAUUGAAGACUUCAAGAGAGAUUUUUACCCCACUGUGUACCUGAUAAUAUUUGUCUGGGGAGCCUUGGGAAAUGGCUUUUCCAUAUAUGUUUUCUUGCAGCUUUAUAAGAAACGCACGUCUGUGAAUGUUUUCAUGCUAAACUUGGCCAUUUCAGAUCUCUUGUUCAUAAGCACGCUGCCUUUCAGGGCUGACUAUUACCUCAGAGGCUCCAAUUGGAUAUUUGGGGACCUGGCCUGCAGAAUCAUGUCUUAUUCUUUGUACGUCAACAUGUACAGCAGCAUUUAUUUCCUGACUGUGUUGAGUGUUGUGCGUUUCCUGGCAACUGUUCACCCCUUCCGGCUCCUCCAUGUCACCAGCAUCAGAAGUGCCUGGAUUCUGUGUGGCGUCAUAUGGGUCUUUAUUAUGGCUUCCUCAAUAACGCUUCUGAAAAAUGGCUCUGAGCAAGAGGGUAAUGUCACAUCAUGCUUAGAGCUGAAUCUCAAUAAAAUUGGUAAACUGCAGGCCAUGAACCACAUUGCCUUGGUGGUGGGCUUCCUGCUGCCAUUCUGCACACUCAGCAUCUGUUACCUACUGAUCAUCCGGGCUCUAUUAAAGGUGGAAGUCCCAGAAACAGGGCUGCGGCUUUCUCACAAGAAGGCACUGACCACCAUCAUCAUUGCCUUAAUCAUCUUCCUCCUGUGCUUCCUGCCCUAUCAUAUACUGAGAACCCUCCACUUGAUCAUGUGGAAAGUGGGUACCUGCAGAGACUGGCUACAUAAAGCUGUGGUCAUCACACUGGCCUUAGCAGCAAGCAACAGCUGCUUCAAUCCUUUCCUCUAUUACUUUGCUGGGGAGAAUUUUAAGGACAGACUAAGGUCUGCACUCAGAAAGGGUCAUCCACAGAAGAGGGAGUGCAGCUUUCUUGUCUGUGUGUAGUUGAAGAUGGAAACAAGAGUGUAAGGGGUUACUAGGUGCGGCCCAUUCUUGUAUCCUUGUGUCCACCUGCAUUCACACACAGUCUCCAAAUGACCUUGUAUGUAUCCAUUCCUAACAAAGGUCGAUUCCCAACAUUUAUGUUGUUAACAAGACCUACUUCAAAAAUUUCAUUAGGUGCAUUUUCAGUGAUUGAGUCUAAAUGAGGAAUGAAAGAGGAAAAAUUCCUACUAGAGUCUUGCAACCUGUCAGGCUGGGAAAAACUUCCAAGUGAAUGCUACUUUUCAUCAGAUUCUGUACCAGAUCUCUGCUCCACCACGCAUUCUAAAUUCUUAACUUUGAGACAACCCCAACUUCCCCAGCUUCUCCAGCUCCUUUUCCCUCUUCUAUCCCCUGAGAUAUAACCAGUUAACAAAGUUACUGGAGACCCCAGAGCAGAUAAGAAAAGCAUCCUAAGAAUUCAGGGGAAAGACUUUGUGAAGAGGAAGGAUGCCGUUUAACAAAGCAGAGUCAGGGUCCCAAACAAGAACAGUGAGAGAAAAAGGGAGAGGAGAAUUGGGGCAAGAGAGAGCUGGUGAGAAGUAGAGGGGAGGAGGAAUUUCACUUUACAUUGGGAGAGAGGCUGUAGCACACGGAAGGCAAG
Ceratotherium simum simum (southern white rhinoceros) is the source of this 1732-nucleotide messenger RNA. It is a transcript of the gene CYSLTR2, whose product is annotated as cysteinyl leukotriene receptor 2. Gene Ontology annotation, molecular function: leukotriene receptor activity. Gene Ontology annotation, cellular component: plasma membrane. The record is from RefSeq and is a predicted model, not a curated record. Lineage: Eukaryota; Metazoa; Chordata; Mammalia; Perissodactyla; Rhinocerotidae. Gene Ontology annotation, biological process: G protein-coupled receptor signaling pathway.